AUGGCCGUACAAACGACAGCCACCAGCAAUGCAAAGCAACUCACCGAAUGUCCUACAACACUAAAAGAAGCUAUAGAUUGGAUAUUACGGAUGUCAGAGAAAGAUAAGAAUGGCGCACAGGCUCACAGUGGCAACACCACUGAACUAGGAAAGAAGGUGGAAGAGCUGCUGAAACCCGUUCUGAAUGAUCUUAAUGAAAAGGCUAAGAGCAAUCCUCAUGAUGUUAAACUCAUCCAAGACCAGAAGUCGCUUGAAGCAGCCAUAAAAUUGUUCACUGGUUACGAAUUAAAUGGCAAGAAGAAUGACGCCAAUUGGAGUUCCGUCGGAAAUGAACAAAACAAACAACGUUGUGCUUCCAUCUUCCUAUCUUGCAUCCCCCUAAUCUUCAGCGGCCUAAGCUAUUUAUAUUGGCAAUGUAAUAAGAGUGAUGGUAGUUAUGGUCAAAGAAAGCCUGGUUCCAAAACCAGCGAAAACACCCCUGAUCCUAGAUGGUACGAUCAAUCAAUCAAAAACAAUGGUGAGACAAGCCUUGGCAUAUACCUAACUUGCUGUGGUUACACAAGCAAUGUUCUCAAUGGGAAAAGGCAAUCUAAGGAAAUCAAACAUUUACUUGACGGUAGCAAAAGCGGUGGUGGUGUUACUUGCGAUGGUUUCAAGGAAUUCAAAGAAGCCAGGAAAGGGUUGCUUAACGAAUCGGCUACGUCCCAGAAUGCCGACCAAUACACCCUCGCCUGCCUCCAUCUGUGCUCCGCAUACUACUUUCAAUAUAAACACCAAGAAAACCAACGGAAUACAAAGUGUGACUAUAGGCCCACCUCUAUCCGUGAAAUGUUAUACUGGUUGACGGGAUUGCCAUAUAGCCCGGUAUAUACACGCCUUCACAAAGAUGGUUUCGACACAGCAUUAAAUGGAAAAAAUGCUUCGGACAUCAUCCCCUUCACCGUUUCCAAUUUCGACGACUACCUCCUCACACCUUGCUUUUAUUCUGGUUUCGUCUUGAUGGCCAUUGAGGGUCAAUUGCAAGGUAGCGUCGCUGAUGAAUCGUUACUUCACGACGUCUACUCCAAUGAAGAUUUUCAAUUUUAUUAUCCAAAUAGUGCCAGCGCAUGGUUUGGCAUGUUAUGGGAUGUUGUAUACGCUGUCAUUAUACAACUCAAUUUCCUGAAGUCGCAGUGUCAAAACUGCGGUGCAAGAUUGUCAAAUCGUUUAUAUGCCAAUGCGAGACUAGAGCAACGACGCACCCCGGCCAAAACUGUUAUGCGAAAAAAACUGUGCAUUGCAAAACACAAGGAAUGUGGUAUUGGUGCUAAUUGUUCACCGCUACAAGCUUAUCUAUGUGAUAAACUUGAUGGUUUUAAAUGUGAAAUCAAUGACACAUCUUCGGCUUAUGAUGAACAUACCAAGCAUGUCUCCCAUCGUUCCCAAUGGUGUCACAUACCAAUGGGAUUUGGGAAUUAUCUCUCAGGGCUUUGUCGCAGUGGCAACUUUCUCCAUAAAAUAAUGGAACACUACUUAGCUGACAACAUCAACUACGUCAGUAUAUACGGCAUGGUAUUGGUUCUACAAUGUACGGUCUUGCGUACACCACACACUCUCGGUGAUCUAUUCACCAUUUUCUAUGAGCUGGUAGAGGCAUAUGACAACACUGGUGAGCGCAAUCUUAGUGGUACUGGAGGUGGCAAGACCGUAAAGCGGGCCUUGGAGGAAACAAUAAAGGCUCACCCCGGUGAGCAUACUGCUAACUCCAAAGGUGAUAUCCAUCUCAUAGGCGCCCUUGAGAAACUUCAGAGCCAACAGCACAUGAGAGGCGGCAAACACGAAAGCCUAUACAGUCUGCGGGCGUGUGACACUCAUAAUUGUGGGCGCUACCUCAUUCCUCUCUCCUGGAAUAUAUAUAAAGCUUUAACUAAAGAAAAUUUGGAGGUGUACUUCUCCUGGAUAUUAUAUUUGGCUGAGUAUUUCAAAGAAUACAUGAAAAUGUUUUUAGAUGCAUACAAGAAUGUCGAUUGCUCCAAGUCAGGAUGUAAAUGCGCGGGUCAAGGCAAAUGUCAGCCUGGUACCCAUGGCAACGCCCGCACCUGCCGAUGUGAGAACAUUGUUCACUGUGCCGGUGUAUUGACAGUGUUCUACGGAUUUGGAUUCGCAUACCAAUCGGUACGUGCGUUGAAUAAAGCUAUUUGGCACGUGGAUAAGAGGUGUCCCAAAGGUACGCUGGCUGCUUGGCUUAAACGUGAUUAUUCACAGUUUUCCGUUCAACUUAAUGACGUCAUUUAUGGGAAACCGUUCGAUAACGUCAUCGAGGCUGUAAUUAAUUCGUUCUACACCAUCCGUUCAGCCUUGGUAAUAUAUCUGGCGACAUUUUGGCAUGUGGUAAUGAUCUCUCACAUAUGGUCUACUACUUCCAUUGGACUUACUACGCAUUCGGUCGCGUUGGAGAUUGGCAUCCUCACAUGA
This is a messenger RNA of Babesia sp. Xinjiang, 2454 nucleotides long. RefSeq lists its product as uncharacterized. NCBI's taxonomy places the organism in Eukaryota, Apicomplexa, Aconoidasida, Piroplasmida, Babesiidae. The coding region runs from base 1 to 2454 and encodes 817 amino acids. The transcript is spliced from 6 exons. The record is from RefSeq and is a predicted model, not a curated record.